AUGCCUACUAUAUCUGUGUACAAGCAGCAAUUAUUUGAUUUAUUGGGUAGGAACUAUACAAAUGAAGAGUUUGAUGAACUCUGUUUCGAAUUUGGCAUCGAGCUAGAUGAAGACACUACUGAAGAAGCUUUGAAAAACGGCCAAGAACCAGAAUAUAAAAUUGAAAUUGGUGCUAAUCGUUACGAUCUGUUAUGUAUUGAAGGUAUUGCUCAGUCGUUGAACGAAUACUUGGGUAGAGAAAAGGCACCAAACUAUAAGUUAACUAAGCCAACUACUAAGUUGUACGUUGAUCAGUCAACCGAACAGAUCAGACCUUAUGCUGCUGCCGCAAUUUUAAGAAACAUCAGUUUCAAUAAAAGGUCUUAUGAUUCCUUUAUUGCACUGCAGGAGAAGUUACAUGCUAAUUUGUGCAGGAACAGAACUCUUGUGGCUGUGGGUACUCAUGAUUACGACACCAUCCAGGGCCCAUUUCACUAUAAAGGGCUUCCCCCAAGGGAAUUUAAAUUCAUUCCUUUGAAUCAAACCCAAAUGUUAACUGGAGCAGAAGUUAUUGAACUAUAUAAGACCCCAGCACAGAAGAACAACCUGGGUCGUUAUGUUCACAUUAUCGAAAACUCACCAGUAUACCCCGUUAUACUUGAUUCAACCAACUUAGUUUGUUCUUUACCCCCAAUAAUUAAUUCAGAGCACUCGAAAAUAACUUUGAACACUCGUAACGUGUUCAUUGAAAUUACUGCCACGGAUAAAACAAAGGCAGAGAUCGUCUUAAACCAGUUGGUGGCCAUGUUUUCUCGCUAUUGUGAUGAAGCUUUCACUGUUGAACCUGUGGAAGUAAUUUCCAUUCACAACAAUGAAUCUCGUAUCACUCCUAACUUUGAACCCAGAAGUAUGAAUGUGUCUGUAAAUUACAUCAAUUCCACAUUAGGUUUGACAGAUUCACCUGAACAAAUCUGUGGCUAUUUGAAGAAAAUGUCUUUGCAUGCUGUACCAGUGGCAGGAGAUGAAGAUCAGCUUGAGGUCACAAUUCCAAUAACCAGACCUGAUAUUCUUCAUCCUUGUGAUAUCCUUGAGGAUGCUGCUGUUGGUUAUGGUUACAAUAACUUGCCAAAGCAGGAAAAAAUUUCUAAUGGGAACUUUAUUGCUGCGCCAUUGCCCAUAAAUAAGGUUUCUGAUAUCUUCAGACUUGCUUCUUCUCAGGCCUCUUGGUUAGAGGUAAUGCCAUUAACUUUGUGCUCUCAUGACGAGAACUUUAAAUUUUUGAGAGUUAAGGAUGAUAGCUCACUGGCUGUUAAAUUAGCAAAUCCGAAGACUAUUGAAUACCAAGUUGUUAGAACUACCUUGUUACCAGGUAUAUUGAAGACAGUCAAGGAAAACAGGAAGCAAUCCCUGCCUAUCAAGGUUUUUGAAAGUGGUGACGUAGUCUUCAAGAAUGAGAUUUUGGAAAGAAAAGCAUUUAAUGAACGACAUUGGGCGGCCGUAUACGUUGGUAAAAACUCUGGAUUUGAAGUGAUUCAGGGCUUGUUGGGCAAAAUCAUGCAAACUUUCAGAACUCAAUGGGUUGCAGAUUAUGGAAAUGCGGCUACUGGUAGAGGCUACUGGAUCGAAGAAGAUGAUUCACUGCCAACAUUUUUCCCAGGGAGAGGUGCAGUAGUCAUGUUCAGAUCUAGAGAAGGUGAGACCGCAAAGAAAAUUGGUCACCUAGGAGUUUUGCAUCCUGAAGUCAUGAACAAUUUUGAAAUCCCAUACGUUGGUUCCUAUGUAGAAUUGAAUUCUGAAGUUUUCUUGUAA
This is a messenger RNA of Eremothecium cymbalariae DBVPG#7215, 1788 nucleotides long. It is a transcript of the gene FRS1, whose product is annotated as phenylalanine--tRNA ligase subunit beta. The record is from RefSeq and is a predicted model, not a curated record. Lineage: Eukaryota; Fungi; Ascomycota; Saccharomycetes; Saccharomycetales; Saccharomycetaceae. The coding region runs from base 1 to 1788 and encodes 595 amino acids. Gene Ontology annotation, biological process: phenylalanyl-tRNA aminoacylation. The transcript has a single exon. Gene Ontology annotation, cellular component: cytoplasm; phenylalanine-tRNA ligase complex. Gene Ontology annotation, molecular function: RNA binding; phenylalanine-tRNA ligase activity; ATP binding.